Messenger RNA from Phodopus roborovskii (desert hamster), 2134 nucleotides. It is a transcript of the gene Unc5cl, whose product is annotated as unc-5 family C-terminal like. Gene Ontology annotation, molecular function: protein binding; netrin receptor activity. Gene Ontology annotation, cellular component: membrane. The transcript is spliced from 8 exons. Gene Ontology annotation, biological process: positive regulation of JNK cascade; netrin-activated signaling pathway; positive regulation of canonical NF-kappaB signal transduction. NCBI's taxonomy places the organism in Eukaryota, Metazoa, Chordata, Mammalia, Rodentia, Cricetidae. Bases 42 to 1583 code for a protein of 513 amino acids. The record is from RefSeq and is a predicted model, not a curated record.
GUGGCCUUGGCUGGUGCAGGGGUGCAGGAGUGGCCAGGCGGAUGAGCCCGCAGGAGAGUUCUAUCCACCCUUUCCAACUUCUCCUGUUGCUGGGGAUCCCUGUGGCCAGCGCUUUCCUUCUGGUGCAAUGUCUGCUAUGGCACUGUUCUCGGUGGCUGCCAGGGGCCUGCUGGAGGCCAGGUGACCAAGAGGAAGCAGCGUCACCAUCCACUCCAUUGCCAGAGCAUGAGCUCCCAAGGCAUUGCCCAACCCAGACACUAAUGGAAGUGGCUGCCUUCUACCAGGAACUCCAUGCGCCCACCCGGGGCCAGACCAUCACCCGCCAGCUGAUGCAUAAGCUACUGGUAUAUUCUGCUCGAGAGGUGGACCAUCGUGGUGGAUGCCUGAUGCUGCAUGACACAGGCAUUUCCCUGUUCAUCCCACCAGGUGCUGUGGCGGUGGGUCGCCAGGAGAGGGUGUCCUUGGUUCUGGUGUGGGACCUGACAGACGCCCCGUCAUUGUCUCACAGACAGGGACUAGUGAGUCCUGUGGUGGCAUGUGACCCUCACGGGGCCUCUUUCCUGAAGCCUUGUACCCUCACAUUCAAGCACUGUGCCCAGCAGCCCGGUCAGGCCUGCGCCUACAAGAGCAAUACUUCCUUGCUGGAUGCCAAGGACUGGAAGCCCCUGGGUCGGCAGGGGACUUAUAUCUCCCGGGAUGAGUGUCGCAUCCUGCUCUCUCACUUCAGCCUCUACACCUGUGUUCUGGAGGCACCCCUGGGCCAGACGGCCCGCAAGUGGCUGCAGCUGGCAGUGUUCUGCUCCCCUCUGGCCCCCGGGCAGACCCACCUGCAGUUGCGUGUCUACUUCCUGAACAAUACCCCCUGUGCCCUGCAGUGGGCUAUCACCAAUGAAGAGCCCCAUGGUGGACGCAUGCAUGGGCCCUGCCAGCUCUUCGACUUCACUGGGGCCAGAGCAGACCAGUGCCUGAAGCUCAAGUAUAUCUCUGAGGGUUGGGAAAACGUGGACGACAGUAGUAGCCAGCUGGUUCCCCAUCUCCAUAUCUGGCAUGGGAAGUGCCCCUUCCGCUCUUUCUGCUUCCGGAGAAAGGCAGCCAAUGAGAAAGAAGACUGCUCGGCAUUAACCAAUGAGAUCAUUGUCACCAUGCACACCUUCCAGGAUGGCUGGGAAAACAAGUACAUGGAAAUCCUCAGAUUCCAGGCAGCAGAGGAAGAGUCCUGGGCAGCACCUCCUCCUGUCUCUCAGCCACCCCCGUGUAAUCGGCUGCCGCCAGAGCUCUUCGAGCAGCUGCAGAUGUUGUUGGAGCCCAGCAGUGUCACUGGGAAUGACUGGAGAAGACUGGCCUCCCACCUGGGGCUCUGUGGCAUGAAAAUCCGGUUCUUAUCCUGCCAGCGCAGCCCAGCCGCAGCCAUCCUGCAGCUGUUCGAGGAACAGAAUGGCAGUCUGCAAGAGCUUCACUACCUCAUGAUAUCCAUGGAGCGGCUAGACUGCGCCUCUGCCAUCCAGAACUACCUAAACAGAACCCCCGGGGGCAGCCCUGCCAUGAUGCACGGAGACACCUGCGAGUUCGAUGAGAAACUCUAAGCACGCCCCGCGGGUUCUCUCGGGGUGCUGCAGUAGGCCGUGCCAUGCCUAUGAGCUCAGGCUCAAUGCCGCGGACUCGGGUGGACUGAGCUGGGACCCUUCAGCGAAGCCAGACAGCCUUGCCCUGGGUCCUGAAUCAGGACCACUCUACAACCUGUCGGCCAACUUUGUCCUGAGUGCAGGUUCCCUCCUUGUCGGUAGGGGGCGCGAGAGUCUGGGAGAUGACCACAGCCCAGCCGGCUUCCAAAAUGCUGUUUAAUUUUCUUCUGGACGGCCAGGUGGCCCUGCAGGCACACUGAGGUAGAGAUGCUCAGUCCACAAGUAUUCACGGAGCACUGAGUCUCAGCACCAGGCCGGAGUCUUGGGGGGCAUAUCCGCUUCUUUGAACUUGCCCUGGAGUCUGUUCAGCCAGAUGGAGAUGCAAUCGCCACCAGCUGAGAGAAAGUACCUUCCUAUGGUUAGGGAUGCCUGGGGGUGGAGCUGCUUAGCUUUGAGUUGAGAAGGGAGGACGCUGGGGUAGAUUGGAACAGAGACAAGUCUCCAGAGAGGAU